Drosophila rhopaloa is the source of this 1166-nucleotide messenger RNA. RefSeq names its product ELAV-like protein 1 (gene maca). Gene Ontology annotation, cellular component: ribonucleoprotein complex. The transcript is spliced from 2 exons. Lineage: Eukaryota; Metazoa; Arthropoda; Insecta; Diptera; Drosophilidae. The record is from RefSeq and is a predicted model, not a curated record. Bases 94 to 999 code for a protein of 301 amino acids. Gene Ontology annotation, molecular function: RNA binding.
GUCUUGUAAAUUGAAAUUGAAAGUUUUAGUUACCUGGCAGGAGUUUUCAGUCAUUUGUAAUUUUUUCGUCAUUUUGUCAUAUACCUAAUAAAAAUGAGUACCAAUAACGUGGACAGUGUCAAACCUAAGUCGGUCAUCAGGACCUCUCCGUCAAUUACCAAGAAGUCGCAUGGUCAGCACACCAGUGGCCAAGAGAAUAGAACUUCCUCGGAUUCCAGUAACCAGACGCUGCGUUGGAGUUACGCCGACCAUGGAAGCUUCCAAACCGGUGACCCAGAGGUGCCUCUCGCGAAUCAACAUUCAGGACGUGGAGGCCCGACGAACCUCAUCAUCAACUAUUUGCCGCAGGACAUGAAGGAGGCGGAGUUGCUCGAAAUGUUCUCCGAGUUCGGCGAGAUACGCAAGCUCAAGAUCAUCCGCGAACCCAUUUCGGGAUUGAGCUGUUGCUACGGGUUCGUGGACUUCGUGUCCGCCCGCCAGGCCUCGGCGGCCCAGAUCGCCCUGGACGGACGCAGACUGCGCGGCAAGUGGAUGAAGGUGGCCUUCGCCAGGCCAUCGUGCGAUCAGAACAGGAACGUCAACCUGUACGUGGCGCACCUGCCGUCGUUCAUGGACGAGCAAAGGCUGAACGACCUCUUUUCCUCCUACGGCCGCGUCCUUGACGUGAAUGUCCUGCGGAACAAGAUCACCAAGCACUCCCGUGGAGUGGCCUUCGUGCGUUUUGAGCGCCACCAGGACGCGGAGGCGGCGAGGUGCGCCCUGGACCAGCACCGUUUGAGCGGGUCAUACCGGCCCAUAAUGGUCAAGGAAUCCAAUCGCCAACUCGAUCCGCCUCAUCCCGGCCCUGGUGGCGCGAAUCGCACCUCCAAUGGCCUCCAGUUCAAGUUCCACCAGCACUCUUCCCAGCGGCGACGGAACAACACCUCGCCGGCGAUCUCCAAGCGCCGCAAGGAGCAAGAGCCUCAGCAGGAUCACAAGCGUUCACGAAGGUUAGACUAGCCAAACUAGAUUUCACUGCGAAUCCAAGCAAUCAUUUCACUGAAAAUCCUUUUCCGUUUUUUUUUUUGCUGCAUUUAAAAAUGUUAUUUGAUAUGUAACGUAUAGGUAUUUGAUUUGAUAUGUAUUUGUGUAGAUAUGUAAUAUAUAGAUCUAUGCACCUUACUUGU